Molecule: messenger RNA, 576 nt
Organism: Acaulospora morrowiae
Lineage: Eukaryota; Fungi; Glomeromycota; Glomeromycetes; Diversisporales; Acaulosporaceae
Source: the annotation of a GenBank genome assembly
AUGGAAAUCAAAAGAAUCAACUAUCCAUUAUUAGAAAUUUUAUUGAUAAUUAUUUUUGGACAAUUUGCCACCGGUGCUCCUAUUCUUGAAAUUGAAAAUUCCACGAAGCUCUCCAACACAUAUGAAAAUAAAGUCAAACUUUCUACAGACUAUGAUUCUACAAUGAGUGAAUCUCAAAUACGAUCAAUUGAGCUUCCGUCAAUUGAACUUCCAUCAAUAGAACUUCCGUCAAUUAACAUUACGUCAUUUGAUCUUUCAUCAAUUAAAUUUGAAGAUGUCAAAAUUGUUCUAAUCGUUAUCGGAAUUAUUGGAAUAUUGGUUAUUCUAUAUUGUAUGCCUGUCAUUAUUACCACUAUUAUUCGUGCGAUAGGAUUUGGUAUUGUAGGAAUAGCGAAAGGGAGUUAUGCUGCCGCAGUUAUGGCUAGUUAUGGAGGAUAUGUCUUCAUUAAAAGCCUUUGCGCUGUACUACAGAGUGCUGGUGCUUUAGGGAUAGUAAAAUUCAAAGAGCUAUUUAUACUAUUGGGUCGAGUCUCGAUGAUAUUUUUACGUACGAUAUUUUGUUGCUCGCAAAAGUAG